Rhizoctonia solani is the source of this 2361-nucleotide messenger RNA. RefSeq names its product tyrosinase. The record is from RefSeq and is a predicted model, not a curated record. NCBI's taxonomy places the organism in Eukaryota, Fungi, Basidiomycota, Agaricomycetes, Cantharellales, Ceratobasidiaceae. Bases 1 to 2361 code for a protein of 786 amino acids. The transcript is spliced from 20 exons. Gene Ontology annotation, molecular function: oxidoreductase activity.
AUGAAGUUCCUCAGUGCCCUCGGCUUGCUCGCGCUUCUUCCUCUUGUUACUCGUGCUCAAUACGCGAGGAAGUGUACUUCGCUCGAAGUGCGCAAGGAAUGGAGGUCCUUCACCAAAGCGGAACGCAAGGCCUGGAUUGAUGCUACCAAUUGUCUGAACAAGAGACCCAGCAAUGGAAAGCUAGAACUCGAGGUUGAUACCAACAGUUUUAAUAAUCCUGCUUGGCGCAUUGCUCCUUAUAACGAAAGUGGGACGUAUUAUGACGAUUUAAUUUAUGCACACAUGAACUUGAAUCCUUUAAUUCAUUGGACUGGCCGCUUCCUUCCUUGGCAUCGGUAUGAUCUGGAAUCUUUGCGCUGCACAGAAGCUGAUACCAACAUUGCUUCGAUCAACAGUGUUUAUUUGUUUGAAUGGACCAACAUUCUUCGGGAGGAAUGUGGAUACGAGGGCGUAGUGCCAUAUUGGGCAUGGGAGAAAGAUACCGACGAUUUUGAAGGUAGCGAGAUAUGGGAUACUGAUUCUGAAUAUGGACUCGGAGGGUUCAGCAACGAUUCGUCAGACGACUAUGUGAUCCAUGAUGGAGCACUUGAUAUUGACCUUGCAUACCCGACGCUCCGUAGACAUUAUAUUCCCUACCCAUACGAUAUCCCCGUUCCGUUCAACAACUCCAAAAUCAAAGCGACCGACACGUUUACUCCGGAAGAGGUCAAAAAACUGCUCGCUCAACCCGAAGGAAAUUACACCCGGUUCCAGUCUUACAUGGAGUCGCUCAUUGGCAUGCAUAGUUCGCUUCACCUCAUGAUAGGAGGGGACAUGGGUACUAUAUGCCCUGCUGGUACGGAAGGUACCGAGUACUGCCCUGCUCAAAGGACUGCGACUUUUUCGACCAAUGAUCCCAUCUUCCAUCUGCAUCACGGGAAUAUCGAUCGUCUCUGGUGGUUAUGGCAAGAGAAGAGCAGCAAGAAUAAAAACGCUUUCUACGGAGGUUCUGUUCAGAACGUCUCAUCGCUUGACGUGUAUCCCAAUGGCCAACCACCCUGGUUGAGCAAGUCAAGUCGCCUCCCUAAUGCUGAUUCGGAUUCGGAGCAUGUAGCUAAACGAGCCCGCCGUGCGACUCCCACGUUCGACUUUGAUACCGACUCCGAAACUCAUCCUGACCUGAGUACUCGAUCGGACUCGGAGCCAGACCCAUAUAUAACCUCUGAGCCCAACACUGACGAUGAGCCGGACCCGACAGCGGAGCCCUCCGCAACACACGUCGAAACUUUCUUUUCGAAAUACCGUUCAUUCACUUUCAACACUACCCAACCCAUCAUGGCCGAGUUCUACCGACUAUGUGCCUUUACCUUGGUCGAUCGCGAAAAGGCAAGACAAGGAUUCCGGGACGCAUUGACUCGAGAUUUCAACGAGAUGUACGGAGUCGACGAGGAUGAUUUGGGCUCGUGGCAACGUCUAUGUCGGGCUGUGGUGGCAAAAGUUCCGGAUGAUAUUGAGGAGUGUCGAAAGAUUGUUAAUAUAGUCGAUUUGGUUGAUACCCGAAUCACCGGUAUUCCUGUUCUACAGUUCGAGUCGGAGGCCGAGUUGAAAUGUGGCUGCGGAUGCGACGUCAACUUGGAGGAGUCGGAGGAAGAAGAAAUCUUAAGUUUGUCCUCGGACUCAGAGGAUGAAGUUCAACCUUCUUCCAAAAAGCCGAGAUUAAAGCUGGAAAUGUCAGACUCGGAGUCUGAUUCAAAAACUGCUGUAGCAAUGCCCAGCUCGAGUUUUAUUCCACCUCCGAGUUCAUACCCUGACAGCUCUGACUCUGACUCGGACGACAUACCUCCCUGGCCUACUACAUACCCUAAACCAGAACCCGUUUCGCAAAGAGCAAAGCCCGAACCGUUCUCUCAAUUAUUCGACCCAGAUCCUGUCAAACCUGAAGCACUCACAAACCAACAUACACCAGUUCUUCAGCCAGAUCGCAAGCCCAGGUCAAGAGGGAAAGAGGACGCGUUGACCAAGGACUUUAAUGUGAUGUAUGGUACGGAUGUGGAUGAUUUGAAAGCUUGGAAAGGACUGUGUCGGGUGUUGGAGUUUGAGAACAUCCCUGAUGAUCUUGAAGAGUGUAGGAGGUUAGUUGCGGCAACGUACGUGAACAUUGUCGACCUGAUCGAUACAAAGCUCACAGGCAAGCCUGUCCAACAUUUCAACUCGGAACUCGAGCUUUCCAAGUAUACCAAGAAACACCGAAAGUUUUUCCCGCGAAACAAUGUGCAUUCUGGAACAUUGCUCAAGUUUUUGUUAAGACGGAUCCUCAGUCCAACAACUGCGACGAGGGAUAAUCCUUACCCUCACCUCGAAGGUAUGAGGCGAAGGCCAUAG